This is a messenger RNA of Symbiodinium pilosum, 3564 nucleotides long. The record is from the annotation of a GenBank genome assembly. NCBI's taxonomy places the organism in Eukaryota, Dinophyceae, Suessiales, Symbiodiniaceae.
AUGGCAGACCCCUUGGGCGGCAUGGGAUCGAAUGGCAACUCUACGGCUCCCGCUUUGCGAGGCGCCGCCGGACCACAAGUGACAAGUAUGAUGAAGGUGGUGCCGCUUGCGGCUCCCCAGGCUAGGCUGCUGCAAGAGGCGGGCACCCCAGGGCAACCUGAGCUGAGACAACAAAGUUCCACUUCGCUCAAGACGGGGACCAGUGACAGUCAGUGGGGUACAUCGAACGGUCGCAAGUCAGCCAAGCAGGGUGCAUUCAUCGCACUUGGUAUGGGUGCUAUGUCUCUAUUGAAAGCCACAACUUUCGAGGAUGAGCAGUACUCUUUCAAUUGGGACUUUUCGUUUGACAAGGAGAACAGACCAAUGUGGCGAGAGGUGGGCAAAUUUGGAAUGGAGAUGCUUAAGGAGUUUUUCGCAGCCUCUCACCAGUGGGGGAAAUUUGCCGCUUAUCUGGGCCCGGGCGCCGUUUUUGCCUCGACUCUGUUGGACACAUUCCUUCCAGACGACGAGUUCACAGAAGCAGAUGCUGCCCGGAUGAUGGACGAGAAACUCGCCGCUUUCGAGCGAGAAUUCCGAAGGGACAUCAUGGAAGAUGUUUCCAAUCUCGUUACCUCAGAAAUCAAUCGGAACAGCCUGAGGGAGGCGCAGCUGGUGGUACGCAAGAUUCUUGAUGGAGUCUCUGUCUCCUCGGCAGGGAGUUUGCUUAACCCGGAUGCGUUUCUGGCGUUCGCAUGGCCUUUGGAGAGCGAGGUUAGCCGCGUGGUAGACUUGCUGUUCCUGCCCUGCAGGGACUCCGGCUGGGGUAGCCCCGAGUGCGAUACGCGCAAUCUAGCAGGCGCUGGCCUGCCUUUUGCGGAGCUUGUCAAUGUGCACAUCGGCUUGUUCGACGGCAUCGCCAAGGCUAUGCAGCAGAAGGCUCAAGAGGUGCGCGCAUCUCUGUUCGGCGUACCCGGACAAUGGUACAAUGCUCCAAAGCCUUCGGACAUUGGCAACGAGGUCCUCCGCGCUACCUUCCGAAACAUGGGCUGCCCGAACCCAGACCCGCCUCAGAGCUACUUCAACUAUAUCAGGACUGCGAGUUCGGACACGACCUCGGCCCUUGACCGUAUGCGCACCGAAACGUGUGAACCCUCUCUGGCGAGCGCAGCAGUUCCCCAAAAUCCAAUGGGUGAUGCUUUUACUUGUGAUACGAAGGUCGGCGGCGGCUGGAGGUUGGUACGCCGUACCACGGGGAACACCUUCUCGGAUGCCGACCGUCUGGAGGGCACAUCAGUGCAUGGAACUCCUUCCGGUGCAACAGGCGCCACAAGUUUCUCCACGAACUUUGGAUCCUUCAGCGAGUUCCUCUUUGCCACAGGGAAUUGCAAGUAUUGGAUGAUCAUGGACAAGUACGAGGUCUUGGACGACUACAAUUGGAAGCCGCGACGCAUCGAGAGGUCCCACCUGUCUGACGUCCCCUACAGCGCAGUCAUGAUUCGUCGUGCAGGUAGCCCGGAGGACCCCUGGCUGACCUUCGAGGAUCACCGUACGGGCCCCAAUGCGCACUGCACCUCCCUGUAUCAAGGGAACAACUUCGACCCGUGGUGUACCUACGGCGACCUUGGCGAGCUGAACGGCGGACUCAACGUCUUCGUUCGUUAUGCCCCGGGGACAGACACCUGCUGUGGCGCAGAGGGAUACGGCUGCGUCACUGAGUGCAAAGCUCAGACUGACCUCAGCUUUGGCUUCGUGAAACGCCUGAGGGAGAGGUUCAGCCGCGUGAAGGCCAAGUACCAGGCCCUCUACCCAAAGGUCCGCAACAACUUUCUGGCUCAGCGUUUGCGCGUGAUCAGCUGCAAAGGAGAAUAUGAACGCGGUUCUGGAUGCACGGAUCCAAUGGAUCCGACCACAAGGAAUUCUAACCGGUUCACCGAAGAGACCCCAUGGAAGGACGAGGUCGCGACAAGAAUCCUCCAAAGGUUCGAGGUCCUGGAUGCUCUCCUUUCAAGUCGCUUCGUGUUCAGUGCGGACGUUGCUACAGCAACAUUUCCAGGAGGGGGCUGGUUCAUCCAGAAGGACCUUCCGCUCUCACGGGGCUACGGUCGCCUCAUUGGCUUCGUACCACCUUUCAAAUACCACCCAAAGCUGCUCAUCAAUGGCGUUCAGCAAACUCACCAUGAUACGUAUAUGGUGCUCGAGGACGCUGGGCGUUGGUUCUUCCAUGACUUCACCUUCGACAAAAAGAGCUUGUCGAUUGACAACCUGGCAUUCGAUCCGUGCCCAAUUGGGAGUUGCGUGCAACACGGCAAGUUCGAGCUGUUGCAGGUGCAAGUGCAGGAGGAGCCCUUCGAUGAGUACCUCGGAUGGAGCGGGGCCGAUGGGUGGCACAAUUGCCGCAUUCCAGGUGCUGCCGCAAACGUCGCAGGUGCUGUUGAAUACCUCGAGUGUACCGGGACAGAAAGUGCGACGGUCAAGCUCCACGAAGCAGCGUUUGAGUGGGAGGUGAAGUUCUUCAUGCGCUUGGACAACCCUCUUCUUUGGUGGGACCUUGACAUUGAGUGCACGCCUUUCCCGUCCUCCCACGGUGAUGCCCGAGAGAGGUGUGAGGUUGGAAACGGCUUGGAUGAUGGCUUUUUCUACGUGUACAACGAGGGGCGGGGCAUUGGUGACGCAUCCGAAGUGCCAUGUCGUACCCACGGGUGCGAUUGCUGCAGAUUCUGGAAGGACCAGGUGAGCGCAGCCAUUGACAUCGAGCUCGCCCCACCUUUCGACUUCUCCCGUGGAAGCAAUCCUGUGCAUUCAGACCCGCGCGUGGCAGAGAAGCCGGCAGUCAUGCGGCUGGCGCUUAAUCACGGGCAUCCCAAUGGGGGGGAGUCACACUUGCUGCAAGAGUUUGGUGGGGCAGCCCACUUUCCGGGCAAACGGGACCGGUUGGUGCGAAAGCGCUUGGGAUAUUCUCCAGUGGAGCAUGGUAAGUGGCAAUCCUACACCAUCAAGCGCUCCGAGGGCCAGAUCAUGGUCUGGAUCGACGAUAACCUAGCCUGGUCACACGCUCUCCCGAUUGCCGCAAGUCAAGUGCAGUGGAGUGGGCAGGACUACGCCAGGUUUGACCUUACUCGCUACAUCCACAUUCGCCCUCGGGGGACCACUGGGUACAUUUGGGGCAUCACAGUGCAGCAUGCUGCCCAGGAGAUGGACGUCCAGGCUCGGCAUAGUGAUGCGGUGAAAUACUUCCCGGAAUUUGCAGGCUACAGGACCAGCCAAGGCUGGACACUGCGAGAGCUUCUGCGGUGCAAGUAUGGCGAAGAUGGGAACUUGCUUGCGGAGGGCUUGGACAACGACUUCCAGAAUCACAUACGGAACGUUCAUGGUGCCGGGCAGGCCUGGCUCAAUAAUCUACAGCUGGGAGGAGCGAGUCGUGAGCACUCGUUCCCCACUGUUGGAUGGGGGUAUUCCGGGGGCGCCAAUGAACAGGUUGAAGUUGGCGACACCUUCGUCUUUACCAAUGAUAAGACAAAGAAUUGCCCCGCAUGCAAGGGGAAUUCCGCAAAGAGAGUUGGCGCAUGGGAUGUCCCAUGCGCUUGA